This is a messenger RNA of Iphiclides podalirius (scarce swallowtail), 726 nucleotides long. Lineage: Eukaryota; Metazoa; Arthropoda; Insecta; Lepidoptera; Papilionidae. The record is from the annotation of a GenBank genome assembly.
AUGAGAGGUUACGUGCUCGCCCUAUUUGUGGUCGCGGCGGCGCGGGCGAUGCCUGCGCUCGACCAGGACGUGAAGGAGCAGGGGUUGAUGGGCACCGUUCUUGGAGUAGUCAAGGAGUGUUCCGAAGCGGACGUGUCUUUGUGCCUCAAGGAGAAAGCGUUGAAAUAUGUGGAGUCACUGUCCACUGCGCGGGAGAUGGAUCUUGCUGACGGUGUGACACUCCUGGGUAACGGGUCACCGAGGUCUGCGAGGGCAUUCGAGCCCUUGGCCGACGAGCCCAAGGCGAGGGAAGCCCAAGUAGAGUCCAGGUUGUUGGACUCAGCUGCUGACUUCUUGGAGAACCAUGUCAUCCAGUUCAGACUGCCGUCAUCAGCUGUCGAAGGCAUGAAGCGCUCCUUAGAAGAAGCUCGUGGCAAGAAAAAGAAGAUCAAGCAGCUCAUCCCACUCCUGGCCAUCGCAAAGUUGAAGAUUUUGGCUCUCAUCCCUCUUUUCUUGGGUAUAAUCGCGUUCGCAGCCGCUAAGGCCGUCCUUCUCGCCAAGAUCUCACUAUUAGUCGCCGGUAUUAUCGCGCUGAAAAAGCUUUUGGCGAGCAAGCACCACGAAACUAGCUACGAGGUUGUCGCUCACCCGCACCACGAGGAGCAUUUCGCCAGCAGCGGGCACGGUUGGGGAAGGUCGAUCGACGAAGCGCAAAAUUUGGCUUACUCCGGCCAUAUUAAAUCCGAU